UCUUCGCUAUUUAUCGUGGCCUUUCUGAUUUUCGUCCUGACUCGCUCUUCACGCAGACGCUGCCGUGUGUGUGUGGCUGCUGAAGCCUUUCAGGUCACAUUCCUCUUCGCUGCGCUUGUGUCACGUGCGCGUACGCGCCACAGUCGGUCGGAUCGAGGAACCCCAAUUUCUUGACUCCGGAGCGUCUUCGUGCGGCCCGCCGCUAUUGCCUUUUCUAUUUUUUUUUCUUUCUUUCAGCCAAGAGAAGAAGCAAACCGGUUUCAGAAGCGGUGUGCCCCUCCAACCGAAACCUCUGCGACCAGCGCUGGUGCGGCACACCGAAGAAGGAGCGUGUGCCGAAGCGCGGCAGCGGGAAAGAGGUGACAGCAGCGGUCCAGCCGGGGCGAGAGCUACUGCAGCAGAAGACGGCACGUCAGUCGCGGCCGUCCUAAAACGCUUGUUUGCGCUGCCAUUCAGCGUUUAUUCGCUCCUUUUUCCUCUCUUUUGUUCGCCGUGCCAGAGCGACGCGUGCCGCCUGACUCGAUCCGAGGGGCCGGACCUGCGACGUCCUUGGAGAAGAGACCAUGUCCCCUCACGUGCACAGUCGGAGUCGCGAGAACUUCGCGCUCUACCUGUACGCGGGCGUUCCGCUCACGCUUUUCGUGAUGUGCCUGAUACUGCGCCGUCAACGCAAGGAGGCCCAGAGACGCUUCUUUGCCUGGAUCUACUCCAAGUACUACGCCGAGCACAACGCGGCCAUCCUGGCACCUUUCAAGCGAAAACUGUUCUCCGACAUGGCAGAGAUCGAGUCCGACGACCCGACCCUGCGGGCGCGCGGCGCCAUCCGCAUCGUCGAGAUCGGCGUCGGCACGGGAACCAACUUGGCCUACUAUCCGACGGGCAGCAAAGUGAUCUCGGUGGAACCCAAUCCGUACUUCGAGAACAUCUUCAGGGAGAACCGCCGCGCCUUCCCCAACGUGGAGAUCGAGCGGUUCGUGCUGGGUAGCGCCGAGGAUAUGUCUUCGAUACCGUCCGACAGCGUGGAUUGCGUCGUGUCCACGCUGGUGCUUUGCUCCGUCCAGGACAUGGCACCGGUGAUACGAGAGAUAAAGAGGAUCCUUGUCAGGGGUGGCUGCUUCUACUACGUGGAACACAUAGGCUACAAGGAAGGCACGUGGUCACGCCGCCUGCAGCAGCUUGUACAGCCAUUGUGGUCACUGGUCAGUGAUGGAUGCCAGUUGACGCGCGACGUGCCACAGUACGUAGAGUUUCUCGGCUUCCGAGAGAUGUUCGAGACAAUCCACUACCCACAGGAGAUGCCCUUCCUGGUACGGCCCACGCUCGUCGGCAAGGCUGUCAAAUAGACAGCAUGGUGGUGCACCGCAUUGUUGCGAGAGUGGCCAUGCAUCUGUCACGUCAGGCCACAGAAAUUUUGUUUACAGCAUGUUGCCUCUGCUGGCAAAUAGGGCAACACUGAAUCCUAUUGCCGUGCUAUGCAUUGCUGAACUGUGUGGCCAAUACUGUGUCUGCAAUGCGAUUCCUGCUUGUCAUUGUGUACCGCAUCAAUUACCUAUUGUAAACUAUGCGAGUUGAGUGUAAUACAAGACUUUACUUUGUUGACAAGACCACUUCCAUUGAAGAAACAAGUAACUGAUGAUUGGUGUCACUGGUAUAGUGGACUGGGGUGUGUAUUUCAAGCUUACAAAUGGCUGCGUUUUCUUCCUAUUACGUUGCCACCCAACAUGGGAACACAUAAUCUCCAAGCAAAAAACAAGAAACUUCUAGAAAUACUAUGAGUCAUGUUUAGUAUUCAUUACUUCAGCAGUGGUCAUGUUGUGGAUGACCUGCAAAGGUAGAGCACUGACAGCAUGGUCUGCUUCUUAUGGUCACUGUUUUUCAGAAUAUGUGAGGCUGGUAAUAUUAUGCUGCGCUGCCAGAGGUAUACUACAACGGAUACAGUGUAGCUGAACUGGUUGCAUAUGAAGACUAAACUGCACUCUUCGCAAUUACAGAGAUGAAUGUACACUGCAGCACAAUAUUAAAAUGUGCUUCCUGCCUCUGCAAGUUAUCAAAAACAAUACCACCUUCACUAAGGUAUCUUAACAAACGCCAUACUACGUCCAGCUUAGUUACAACUAUACAGCAGUGUUGCUUCGAUUUGCAAAAGCAUAUAUCAGUUACAGUUUACUAGGUGAAAAUGCAAUAUGGACAAUGAGUGGACUGCAUGCGAAGUAAUAUGCAUCAUUUUGUUAUGAGUGUUCAGCAUGUGUUGUCUAAGUGUCUGUUCUGAAGUAGUUUGUCAAUCUCUCUAUGCACAAACAUGCAUUCAUCACGACUACCAAAGACAAACUACAUGCGAGUAGCUAUGGACACUCUAUUGUGUGUUCUCAUCUCAGAGGUAAUUCUUACUAUUUAUCUGAAACUGUUUUAUAAUAUAUAAACGUUUUUGUCAUUUUCUGUUGAUUCAUUUCUCAUUUUAUAUUUACAAUUUAUGUGGAGAACUGAGGUGCACGAAGAUGAUAGCUGUGUUUCUGUCUACUAGCUUGAGGACCUGGGUUUGAUUUCCAGGUGCUGCAGCUGCAUUUCUAUUGGGGCAAAAUGCUAAAACACAGUGCACAUAGAUUUAGGUGCUCGUUAAAGAUACCAAUGUGGACGAAAUUAAUCUGGCAUAAACCGCUAUGCACGCCUCAUAAUUUUAUUGUGGUUUUGGCACAUACAGUGGGUACACGACUGUUACUAGCUAACAGCAUUUGUAAACCGUUGUUUGAAAAUUUGAGUUGUCCUUGGAACAUCUUUCGUAAAUGGCUAUUUCUUGUAAGUGCCAACAAACAAUACCACGCAAUGCAAGUGCCUACGGGUACUGAAUUGUAGUGCACUUAAAGAAAUUGCCGUAAUUUGUAUUAACUUGGCUGGGAGAACUUGUCAAAUGAAAAAGCUGAAGUGAAGGAAAUGACCAGAUGUAACAAAGAUGUGUUUACUUUCCAAAGCAAGUAAACAAAACAGAGUGUUUUGGGACUUGGAUGGCCUUGCAAGCUCAUCGGAAACAACAGCGGACUGUGUGCAUAAAGUGCAUAGAACAUAAUACCAUGUUCCUAUAUUUGUCCAUAGUAAUAAACUUGUGCUUCAAGUUAUGUUGUUACAAAGGAGCACUGCAAUACAACCAAACAAAUGCUGCAAUAAAAAGACGCUUCGUAAUAA
This is a messenger RNA of Rhipicephalus sanguineus (brown dog tick), 3177 nucleotides long. RefSeq names its product putative methyltransferase-like protein 7A. The coding region runs from base 564 to 1343 and encodes 259 amino acids. The record is from RefSeq and is a predicted model, not a curated record. Gene Ontology annotation, molecular function: S-adenosylmethionine-dependent methyltransferase activity. The transcript is spliced from 2 exons. Lineage: Eukaryota; Metazoa; Arthropoda; Arachnida; Ixodida; Ixodidae.